Molecule: messenger RNA, 1308 nt
Organism: Aplosporella prunicola CBS 121167
Lineage: Eukaryota; Fungi; Ascomycota; Dothideomycetes; Botryosphaeriales; Aplosporellaceae
Exons: 3
Coding region: 1-1308 (435 amino acids)
Biological process (GO): L-histidine biosynthetic process
Molecular function (GO): L-histidinol-phosphate:2-oxoglutarate transaminase activity; pyridoxal phosphate binding
Source: RefSeq, a predicted model, not a curated record
AUGCCCGCCUUCAACCUGCAGACCUGUGCCAGGUCAAACAUUCUCGCGCUGGAGCCGUACCGGUGCGCUCGCGAUGACUACAAAGAUGACGGCACGAACAUCCUUCUGGACGCCAACGAGAAUGCUUACGGCCCCGGCUUGGCCCUCUCGGGUGACGGCAAGCUGAGCAAUACGGCCAGCGACGCGGCAGAGAGGAAUAUUGAGGUGGACUUCUUGGGAUUGAACAGAUACCCCGACCCGCACCAAGAACCCCUCAAGCAGCUCCUCUGCAACCUGCGCAACACCAACACUCACACGAGCAAGUCGAUCACGCCCUCCAACCUCUUCGUUGGCGUCGGGUCCGACGAGGCCAUUGACGUUCUGCUGCGCGCCUUCUGCGUUCCUGGCCGCGAUAAGAUCCUCACCUGCCCUCCGACCUAUGGCAUGUACAGCGUGUCGGCUUGCGUCAACGACGUGGGUAUUGUCAAGGUGCCGCUGCUCGCGGAUCAGGACUUUGCGCUUGACCCGGCCAGCAUAAACGCCGUGCUGAGCAGCGAGGAGGGCAAGAACAUCAAGAUGGUGUACAUUUGCAGCCCGGGCAACCCCACGGCCGCGCUGGUGAAGAAGGAGGCUGUACAAGCCGUGCUCGAGCACCCGACAUGGAACGGCGUUGUCGUCGUCGACGAGGCUUACAUCGACUUUGCGCCCGAGGGCGCCUCGCUCGCGCAGUGGGUAACCGAGUGGCCGAACCUAGUGGUGAUGCAAACACUAUCCAAGGCCUUCGGCCUGGCAGGCAUCCGUCUGGGCGCGGCCUUCACGUCGCCCGAGAUUGCGCGCCUGCUCAACAGUCUGAAGGCGCCGUACAACAUCAGCAACCCGACGUCGCAGAUUGCGCAGGCAGCACUGGCACCGAAACACCUGGCAGUGAUGCGCGCAAACGUGACCAACAUCCUGACGCAGCGCGACCGGCUGCUGCGCGAGCUGCCAGGCGUGCCCGGUAUCGGGCGGUUCCGCGGCGGCGCCGAGUCCAACUUCCUGCUAGUCGAGGUGCUGGACGCGCCGGCGGACCAGAGCGGCAAGCCUGACAACGAGGUUGCGCUUAAGGCGUACGAAGGCUUGGCCGAGGAGAAGGGUGUCGUUGUCCGCUUCCGUGGCAAGGAACUCGGUUGCACUGGCUGCUUACGUAUCACAGUUGGUACGGAGGACGAGUGCACCCGCUUCUUGGAGAGCUUGCGCCAAGUGCUGGACAAGAUUUACGCGGGCAAGACCAAGGUGGGCGGCCAGGGCGAGGAGAAGAGAGAGAAGGCUGCCAGCGGCGUUGUCGCGUAA